GGAGGAGGAGGAGGAGGCGCGCAGGCACAGGAGUGUGUAAGCUCGGCGUGAUCGCUGUAGCUUCGCGAGGCACAGCUGCGUUCGGUUUACGCGGAGGAGGCGCAACAAGGUCCUUUCAGCGCUGCGCAAAUAAGUGCUUUAUCUUGACAUUUCCCCUCUGGGCUUGUAUGGGUUUAUAUCCCCGGAUGCGCGCAGCUGCCCCUAAAGUCACCGGAAAGAAAUGGUGAUGGCCUGGUCAUGUGUGCAGCCAGCGCUCUGUUUGUGGAGAUGGUUUUAACAGACAGCGUUCUGGAGGACUCGGGAACAUCACACCGGGCUGAAGGGGCCUCGUAAAACACAAACGCACUUCCAGCACGUGAGCGUAGACACACGUGCAAGCUGUGUGGUCAGGACGAACGGACACGGGCGCAUAACAGGAGCGUCACCUGAACUGUGCACGUACACAAAAACUCGCACCCCCACAUGCAGAGGGGUGUGUGUGCUGCGCGUGUGUCUGUGUCUUAUAUAUAUAUAUAUUUUUUUAGACUGUAAUAAAAACUCAGGAGUCCUAACUCCUUUCCUUGGCAAGAGUGUGUGUACGUGUUCUCCUGUCUGACCCCACCUGCCACGCCACCGCCAUGCCUAGCUCCACCAUCCGCCGCCAGAUGAAGAACAUGGUGAACAACUACUCGGACGCCGAGAAGAAGGUCCGUGAAGCCACCUCCAACGACCCGUGGGGCCCGUCGUCCUCGCUUAUGUCGGAGAUCGCCGACCUCACCUACAACGUGGUGGCCUUCAGCGAGAUCAUGAGCAUGAUCUGGAAGAGGCUCAACGAUCACGGCAAGAACUGGCGCCACGUCUACAAGGCGCUCACCCUCCUUGACUACCUGAUCAAGACGGGCUCGGAGCGUGUGGCGCUGCAGUGCAAGGAGAACAUCUUCGCCAUCCAGACACUGAAGGACUUCCAGUACAUCGACCGCGAUGGCAAGGACCAGGGCAUCAACGUCAGGGAGAAGAGCAAGCAGCUGGUGGUGCUGCUGAAAGAUGAGGAUAGGCUGAAAGGAGAACGUUCUCAGGCCCUGAAGACCAAAGAGCGUAUGGCCCAGGUGUCCACGGCGGGCAGUCAGAUGGGCUUCGGUCGGGGCUCCUCUCAGCCAAACCUCUCCACCUCCUACAGCGAAGAGUAUGGAAAGUCGGAGGGUUCGCCCGCCUCCUACCACGGCUCCACAUCUCCCAAUGCGGGCUCGGAGCUGGAGCAGGCCAGACCUCAGACCAGCGGGGAAGAGGAGCUACAGCUGCAACUGGCCCUGGCCAUGAGCCGAGAGGCUGCUGAGCAGGAGGAACGCAUGCGCAGAGGAGACGACCUGAGACUACAAAUGGCCCUGGAGGAGAGUAAAAAAGAGGGCCCCAGCUCAGGAAAACUGACCAAGAAGAAGAAGGAGGUACGACACGCAUCACAUAACGCCGCAAGCAGUGUCCGUGCUGAGCCUCAGUCCUCUCUGAUGGAUCUUAUGGAUGUUCCAGAGAGGGGCUCAAGGGCCGACCCCUGGGGUGCAGGGGCUGCAGGGGCUGCAGGGGCUGCAGGGGCCACAGCUGCAACAGACCCCUGGCAGUCCUAUGGUUCUGCCCCUAAGCCAGCAGCCCCAGUGGACCCAUGGGGUGCCACUCCUUCCGUUCCUCCCAUGAAGAGCAGCGAUCCCUGGGCAGCAAACGCCGCUCCUGGUGCCGAUCCUUGGAGCUCCACCCGUCCCAAGACCUCCAACACAGGUAGUUUUGACCUGUUCAGUACAUCCAACGGUACGUCUAAAGAGGACUUCUCAGAGUUUGACAGCCUCCGCUCCUCUUCCUCUGUCCCCACUGGCGAUGGGGCCGUCGUCUCCUCGCUCCCCUCCCAGGCCAGUCUCGCGAGCAGUGGCAGCCUGGACCUCUUCGACCCACUGCCCACCUCCAACUCCUCCAACCCCACCAGAAAGACACCCGAGUCCUUCCUGGGCCCCAAUGCUGCUCUGGUUAACCUGGACUCACUGGUCACCAAACCGGCCCAGCCUGCGCCAGUUGUCAACCCUUUCCUGGCUUCUGCAGGUGGUGGCAUGGCCCCGGCCCCGGCCCCGGCCCCAGCUCCAGCCAAUCCCUUCCAGGUAAGCCAGCCGGCUCCUCCCACCCUCAACCAGAUGAGAGUCAGCCCCAUGCCUUCCGGCUUCGGCAGCAUGUCCUCCAUGGCUGAGCCUGCGCCGGUCCCCUCCAUGGCCCAGCAGCCCAUCACCAUGGUCCCCCUGGCUGGCAUGGCCCCCGUGGGCCAUGUGAUUCCCGGCAUGGGGAUCGGUCCCAUGGGAGGGGUGGGGAUAGGAGGUAGCAUGGGCGUCCCACCUCCCAUGUCCAUGGCCCAGCCCCUGAUGAGCAUGCCCCCUCCUGCCGGGACACAGCCGCCUGGAACCACCAACCCUUUCCUGCUGUGAGGUGGUGGUGAUGGUGGUGGUGGUGGGGGGACUUGCCACACCGCGUUCUCUUCUUCUUCCUCUUCUUCUUCCACCCUGGCUCCGCAAGAAGCUUCUAGAUGAACUGGGAGACGUCUUAUCCCGGUUAUCCAUUUAUAACCGACUCUCUACCAGGUCUCUGUCCCAAACUGACCCCUAGCCACCUUUUGUGGUGCCCCAAUGCACCGCGCCCCUCCCCUCCCUUCUCCGAACCCUCUACCCCACCCCACCCCACCCUUGUCUCUGCUGCAAGCUGCCUAGUCCUGUGUAUUCCGUAUCGAUUUGGUGACGAUGAAGACGAAGGCUAUAAAUGACAGGCGUCCAUCUACAAACUUUUCUGGAAUAGCGGCGGCGGUGUUUACAGUUUUUACGUGGGGUCAGGACCAGAAACUCUUUCCCCUCUCUCUCUCUCUCUCCUCCUCCUCCUCCUCCUCCUCUCUCACCCU
Messenger RNA from Lampris incognitus (smalleye Pacific opah), 2899 nucleotides. RefSeq names its product epsin 2 (gene epn2). The coding region runs from base 618 to 2435 and encodes 605 amino acids. NCBI's taxonomy places the organism in Eukaryota, Metazoa, Chordata, Actinopteri, Lampriformes, Lampridae. Gene Ontology annotation, molecular function: clathrin binding; phospholipid binding. The record is from RefSeq and is a predicted model, not a curated record. Gene Ontology annotation, cellular component: plasma membrane; clathrin vesicle coat; endosome. The transcript is spliced from 10 exons. Gene Ontology annotation, biological process: endocytosis.